Drosophila ficusphila is the source of this 1189-nucleotide messenger RNA. RefSeq names its product U6 small nuclear RNA (adenine-(43)-N(6))-methyltransferase. Gene Ontology annotation, cellular component: nucleus. Gene Ontology annotation, molecular function: 23S rRNA (adenine(1618)-N(6))-methyltransferase activity. Gene Ontology annotation, biological process: rRNA base methylation. Bases 88 to 1011 code for a protein of 307 amino acids. The record is from RefSeq and is a predicted model, not a curated record. The transcript has 4 exons. NCBI's taxonomy places the organism in Eukaryota, Metazoa, Arthropoda, Insecta, Diptera, Drosophilidae.
AGAGUUGCCAGACCGAAACGCUAAUCAGCUGUUUAAAGUUCGGCGGCAUUUGUUUUCGUAAUUAAUUGUAAUAUUUUGAACAAUAACAUGGGUAAAACUAAAAGAAAUGCGAAGAAAUUUGGCAUGCAUCCAAGGAACGUGUUGCGGCAGCCACCUGACUAUACAAAACUGGCUAUUAAAUACAAGGAUUUUCGUAAAGAGUGCGAAUUGGAGCUGAAUGGCAAAGUCUCAGUAAACUUUCGAAGUGAGAAGACCCUGCGAGAGUUAACUAAAAUGCUUCUUAAGGAAUACUUCAAUUUAAAUGUGGAUUUUGCACCAGGAAGUUUGGUGCCCACCUUGGCACUGCGUUUAAAUUACAUUUUAUGGUUGGAAGAUUUAAUGGAACCGUUAAAACUUAAGGAAAUCAGUGGUAUAGAUAUAGGCUGCGGAUCCUCCUGCAUAUAUUCUUUAUUGGGAGCCAAGAAAAACGGCUGGCACAUGUUGGCUUUGGAAUCAAAGCCGGAAAACAUAGAAUACGCCAGGAAGAAUGUAACGAACAACCAACUGGAAAGCCUUAUAGAGGUUUACCACCAACCAGAUAAAACCAGCAUCUUUAAGAGCUAUUUCGGACAAGACCAACAAAAUUUGCAGUACCACUUUUGCCUGUGCAAUCCACCCUUUUUUGACUCCAACUUGGCAAACCCCUUUGGGGGAAAUACGAGGAAUCCCGAAAGACGACCUGCACCCAAUAAUGCCAGGACUGGAAGCCAGGAGGAACUAACCUGCGUGGGCGGCGAGGUACGGUUUGUGCAGCGCAUCAUCGAAGAGAGUCUGGAAAACAAGCUGCGCGUGCGCAUCUUUACCACAAUGUUGGGCGUCAAGGCCAACGUGCCAAGGAUACUGGACUACCUGAAGGAGCGGGAGGUGGCGAAUGUCAGCACCACGGAAUUUCAUCAGGGACACACCACAAGAUGGGCGGUGGCCUGGAGUUUUCAUUCAGAGGCGUUAAGCCAGGAGACUUCGUGUAAUUAAGUUACCUCAAGUUUGUAAGGAUAACUUCUAGUUUGUUGCAGCCAUGUGCCUUUACUGGCGUUAUUUCAGUAGUUUUCUGUAAAGUAUCUCAAAUUACAUAUUUAAGCUUACAAGAUUGUUAACAACCUAUGUAGACGAAUUCAUACGUUCUCCUAUUAUACUCAUAGUUUGAAAAAGA